Messenger RNA from Jaculus jaculus (lesser Egyptian jerboa), 2732 nucleotides. RefSeq names its product molybdenum cofactor synthesis 1 (gene Mocs1). Gene Ontology annotation, molecular function: metal ion binding; 4 iron, 4 sulfur cluster binding; GTP 3',8'-cyclase activity. The record is from RefSeq and is a predicted model, not a curated record. The coding region runs from base 31 to 1941 and encodes 636 amino acids. Gene Ontology annotation, biological process: Mo-molybdopterin cofactor biosynthetic process. The transcript is spliced from 11 exons. Lineage: Eukaryota; Metazoa; Chordata; Mammalia; Rodentia; Dipodidae.
CCCGUCCAGGGCUCCGUGCGGGCCGGCUCCAUGGCGGCGUGGCCGGUGACCCGGAUGUUGCGGCAGCUCCUGAAGUCCAGCACCCGGGGCUGCAGCUCGGGAGCUCCGGUGACUCAGCUCCGCCCCGGGGGAGCCUCGCGACCCGCCUCGGAGGAGCUGUCCCCAAGGCUCCGGUUCCUCCGGGACCACGCCGCCCCCUUCUCGGCCUUCCUGACUGAUGGCUUUGGCCGACGGCACAGCUACCUGCGCAUCUCCCUCACGGAAAAGUGCAACCUGCGAUGCCAGUAUUGCAUGCCUGAAGAGGGUGUCUCCCUGACCCCCAAGGCUGACCUGCUCACCACCGAAGAGAUCCUGACCCUCGCCCGGCUCUUUGUGAGGGAAGGCGUGGACAAGAUCCGGCUCACAGGCGGAGAGCCGCUCAUCCGGCCGGACGUGGUAGACAUUGUGGCCCAGCUCCACCGGCUGGAAGGGCUGAGGACCAUUGGCAUCACCACCAACGGCAUCAACCUCGCCCGGCUGCUGCCCAAGCUUCAGCAAGCUGGCCUCAGCGCCAUCAACAUCAGCCUGGACACCCUGGUGCCAGCCAAGUUUGAGUUCAUUGUCCGCAGGAAAGGCUUCCACAAGGUCAUGGAGGGCAUCCACAAAGCCAUCGAACUAGGCUACAGCCCUGUGAAGGUGAACUGUGUCGUGAUGCGAGGUCUGAAUGAGGAUGAGCUCCUGGACUUCGUGGCCUUGACCAAGGACCUCCCCCUGGACGUGCGGUUCAUAGAGUACAUGCCCUUUGACGGCAACAAGUGGAAUUUCAAGAAGAUGGUGAGCUACAAGGAGAUGCUGGACACAAUCCGGCAGCGGUGGCCCGAACUGGAGAAGCUGCCAGAGGUGGAGGCCAGCACUGCCAAGGCCUUUCAAAUCCCCGGCUACCUGGGCCAGGUGAGCUUCAUCACGUCCAUGUCUGAGCACUUCUGCGGGACCUGCAACCGCCUGCGAAUCACGGCCGAUGGGAACCUAAAGGUGUGCCUUUUCGGGAGCUCGGAGGUGUCGCUGCGGGAUCACCUGCGGGCAGGGGCCUCGGAGGACGAGCUGCUGGACGUCAUCGGGGCGGCCGUGGGCCGGAAGAAGCGGCAGCAUGCCGGUAUGCUCAGUAUCGCCCAGAUGAAGAACCGGCCCAUGAUCCUGAUCGAGUUAUUUCCGAUAGCCCACGCUUCCCCACCAUCCAGUCGGAGCAUUUCCAUCUGGGACCCCCUCCAUGUUCCGAGCCUGAGACCCAGAGGGAGUUUCUCCGACCACAGGGCAACUUGGUGGAGAGAAGGCCCGGCCUCUCCGGCCUCCCGUCCGCCUCGACAGUGCUGGGGGUCUGGUUCCCCUCAGAGACUUUACAACUCCCACACAGCCUCCGCCACCAACUCGAAGUGCCUUAGCCCAGGGUCCCAGGCUUCUACCGGCCUCUCGGGACCCUGUUCAACCUCAGACCAACUAACUCACGUAGACCCAGCAGGACGAGCAUCUAUGGUAGAUGUGGGCGGGAAGCCAGACACAGAGCGGGUAGCCGUGGCCUCUGCCAUGGUCCUCCUGGGGCCUGUGGCCUUCAAACUUGUCCAGCAGAACCAGCUAAAGAAAGGAGAUGCUCUGGUGGUGGCCCAGUUGGCAGGAGUCCAGGCAGCCAAGCUAACCAGCCAGCUGAUUCCUCUGUGCCACCACGUGGCCCUGAACCAUGCCCAGGUAGAGCUGGAGCUGGACAGCACGCGCCACGCUGUGGUGAUCCGGGCAUCCUGCCGGGCCCGGGGCCCCACGGGAGUGGAGAUGGAGGCGCUGACCUCAGCGGCCGUCGCCGCCCUCACCGUGUAUGACAUGUGCAAGGCAGCCAGCAGGGACAUCGUGGUGGGGGAUGUCAAGCUUCUCAGCAAGACUGGGGGCCAGCGGGGGGACUUCCACCGAGCUUAGCGCUCCUGCCCCCAUCACCCAGAUCUCCCAAGGGUAUGUAAUAUGGACCAAGGGGAAGAUGUCACCUUCUUCUAAUUCUGACCACUAGGUGACAUCACCACAAGGAACACAGGGUCACCUCGUCCCUUCGCUACUGAUAUUUAUUGUCACCUACAUGGCUUCCUCUAUACAGAGGAGGCCACUGGCCUUGAAGCCUUCCAGGACUCUGAUGCAAUGGAGGGUUUACAAAGAGCAACACUAGAUACCCACCCCCCCAAAAAAAUCAUGUCAUAUCACUUAGGCUGUUUCAGACCACCUGCCCACAGCACUGCCUCUCAUUUGGGGUUCUCUCUCCUCUUCCUCGGGGCGGGGAGAAAAAGGGCUUGUCAGACAGAGGACCCCGCUUUGAGGAGGGGAACCACAAACUUACCUGAAGAAUGUAACCCAGAUUCAUUCUCUUCAGCCCUCCCCUUUGUGAAGCCACACUCUUUCCCCUGUCCGGGUCCCUUGUUCAAGAGCUAUGUGUCCCCCCUUUCACCUGGACCCCCGUGCCUCUCAGAUUUCUAGGCUUUCGAAUGAACAAUUGCUCUGUCCCAUCACCACCUUUGCCUUGACCCCACUCCCUCAAACGGGGUGCACAUGCGCAGGCCACGGACCCUCCAGUCAAUGCUGCUUCCCAGUCACGGUCCCCCCGUUCACGGCCGGUCUACCCCCAAACCCCACUCACACACACCAGGGAAAGAAGAGGGCGGAAGGCCACCUUCCCCUCACAGCGCACAAAUAAAGCCGCAGUGCCCAUUUGGGAGAUGCAA